UCGUGCUAUCAUCAUGGAAUGUCACUAUCUUAGAGAAUUCAUGAAACAAAAUAAAUAUUUGGUGACGAACGAACAAUUGUUUCUUUACUUGGAGCGACUUAUAGGUCCAAGGAAAUCCGAGAAAUCUAUCUUAACUGUUCAAGAAAUCUGUCAUGAGAUCGCCAAAGGUAAACUGCAUGGUAUAAAAGAACUGAGUAAACGCUAUAAAGAAUGGGACCUAUCUACAUUGGAUUUUAUCAACCAAAGGAUAAAAUUGUUGAGCCAUUUCGAUCUCUAUACUGUACUCGAAUAUCUUCACUAUAGAUUUGGAUGUCUGAAUACUAAGACAGAAAAGUAUGAGGUGUACGCGUCAAUAUUGAAAAUAUUGAAUCAAUUAAAUGUGGGGACUAUGCAUACUUUCUUAUUAAAAUACGUGAUGCGGCAUUUUGACGAUAAUCGUUUAGAAUAUCUGUACGACGAACAAUACUUCGAUGAAUUUAUACAUAAUUCAUGCAUCUCCUCAUUGCGUGAAUUAACUCCGACAUUGUCGAGUAUUAACGAUUACCGUAUCCUCUUAACCUUUAUUCUAUUAAACCCGAAGGAAGUGUUAAGCAAGUUAGUCAUAUAUGAGAUGAGCACAUUUCCCAAUACUGUUUUGUUCAAAAACAGUACGCAUUUCUUGCGAAUGUAUUAUAAUUUGCACAAGGAUUGUAACAUACAAACCGUGUUAACGUCUAUUUUAAGGAACAUUAUACUUUUUCAACAAGGAGUGAUAAGAGAGAAUACACGGUUUAUACGUUUCAUGGAUAAUGUGCUGCACCAUCAGAUGAUGAAUGCGAAUGAUGUAAUAAACGAAAUCUACAUCGAUUAUCUGAUCAAUUGUAGCCAGGGGAUGAAUCUUGAGAGGAGAAAUGUAUAUACCGAUGUAAUCUUAUCACACAUACAAAGUAUCUUGAGAAGACAACUCUACACGUGUAAUAUUAAGUCCGCAUUGCUAGUAACAAUAUUGGUCAAGAUGACAUCACUGCUAAGAGGAUGCAACACAAUUUCAAAAUAUAUUCUGUACCAGCGAGUUGAAGUUAUAAAUGAUAUAAUAAGCAAUCUGCAAUUGAAUGUAUUGACAGAGAAGCAGAACAAUGACCUAUACGCAGUCGAUACAUGUGUACAGCCGCUCGAUAUAAGAAAAUUACAUCCUGGAAAGCGUACGCUGGAAAUAAUCCAGGAAUACGAGACACGUUGCUUAAGUCUGAAUGAACGUUUGCGCACGAAUCCGCGAUGCCAUCCCAAGUUGCGCAGUUACAUGCAAUCCUUCGAUCUCAAUCGAGAGGCUUUUAUACGUCACAUGAUAUUGCAUUCCUUUGCGGGGGAGUACAAAAUGUACAUGAUGGAUUUGACGUUUAGAUUUUGGUACCACCUCGGUUGGACCAACCAGAGGAUGGCAUACGAGAACGUAAUGCGCAUCACCGCUGAGGCGAUGCUGAUCGUUUUGGUAUAUGCAGAGACAUUUUAUAAGGACACAUUUAUACUUUUGCUGUACUCAAUCGUAAAUUACUGUGAAAGCGUAACAAGGAAGAUGACGUGCGACAAACACAAAACGAUCCGCUGUAUUCUGCUGAGGACACUGUCCUCCAUGGAAAGUAUUGUCAGCAAAACGUACUAUGCCAGAAUGUACAAUCAUUUACUCAAGCGCAUCCAAAAUUUAGAACCAAGAUUGUACCAAGAUUUGAAUAGAAACACAUACUUCAAGCAAAUCCGCGAAAUGAUAAACGAAUACGUUGAUGAAUACGAUUUUCAGACAACGCCUUUAGUAAACACAGAAUGUAUUUGUGAUAAAAAUUUCACUUGCACAUAUCAUGAUUUUCUAAUCAAGAAAAAAAUCGCAGAGAUGUACAAUGCGUACAAGUUCGUAUGCGGGCCAAGCUACAGAAAGUUAGAGUAUGCUACAGAGAUUCAAUAUUUCGAGCGAUUCCAGCGUAAUUUAUGCCCGGACGAGUAAAUUAAUUAUCUUUUUAUUACGCUUGUUAAAGCAUGGAAAAAAUAUUUGCAUAAUCUUUUCUAGGAUAGAGCAGAACGAUACUAUUUUUUCUCAAUGUCCCAAUCAGAAUUAUAUUAUAAUAUACCUUAAUAUUUUUUCUCUGUUAAUAUAUUUUAUAAAAUAUUUUGUGCAUAACACUGUUUAUGCACAAAAUAAAAUUACAGCAUAUAUUGAGUGUGUAAAUACUUUUUCCGUCUUUAUACAAUAUUGAUAAUUAUUUUUUAUGAACUACAUUUUAUAUUAAUCAUUUCGUAUUUAAAUAAUCAUUCGCAAAAUUACGUGUUAUUUUGAUCAAACAUUUUUAAAAAUUCUAUAAAAUUUUUUUUAUAACAGAACAAAUAGAAAUACAAAAAU
Messenger RNA from Wasmannia auropunctata (little fire ant), 2368 nucleotides. RefSeq lists its product as uncharacterized. The record is from RefSeq and is a predicted model, not a curated record. NCBI's taxonomy places the organism in Eukaryota, Metazoa, Arthropoda, Insecta, Hymenoptera, Formicidae. The transcript has 3 exons. The coding region runs from base 14 to 1975 and encodes 653 amino acids.